This is a messenger RNA of Colletotrichum lupini, 2739 nucleotides long. RefSeq lists its product as uncharacterized. The coding region runs from base 1 to 2739 and encodes 912 amino acids. The transcript has 6 exons. Gene Ontology annotation, molecular function: protein binding. The record is from RefSeq and is a predicted model, not a curated record. Lineage: Eukaryota; Fungi; Ascomycota; Sordariomycetes; Glomerellales; Glomerellaceae.
AUGCCUUCAACGGUCUUUGGACAUCCCCCGCAUGAUAGUCAUGGGGGAGACUGUAUGUCUGUCUGGAAUCCCCCGCUGUUCCGGCCAUGGGAUCCUUCAUUUUCACCUUCGCCCAUCUUUCUUCGGAAAUCUUUUCAAAGGUUUUCAUGUCAUCUUGCCACAAAAGAGCUGCAGAUUCUUUCUUCGCCUCCUCUUGACUCGGCUACUGUCACCUUGGCCCUCAUCAUCGUCAUCUUAUCUCCCAAUGGCCAGCAUGUCGAUGUCCAUUGGGGACAUACAUGCCGCUCAUGGCUCAACCGUUAUUGCAGGAAGCAACCAUGCGAGCAUGCGAAAGACGAUCUGACAAGAUGCGUCGACGCCCUUUUCAUCACGGCCGAGGACAAGUAUCGAACGUGGUUAGAGUCUGAAGAGUCAGAACUGUUAUGCAUAUCCGGUGGCCCCGGCACGGGGAAGACGAUGCUCUCCAUUUUCCUCAUCGGAGAGUUUCAGGGUCUCACGCAAUCUCCGUCCGGAAAUCUUGUGUACCAAUUUUGCAACCGUCACGAUCCAAGAAGAAAUACAGCGACAUCGGUCCUACGAACUUGGCUUCACGACAUUUUCACAAGGAAUCCGGCUCUCGCCAAAUAUGCUGCCAAAAGUAUGACACGCGAAGGGAGAAUGGAGUACGCAUUAGGGUCACUCGGUACUCUAUGGGAAAUCUUCGCUCAUACACUGAAUGACCCCGACCUGGGCCCCCUUUACUGCGUUCUUGAUGGGGUUGACGAAUGCCCCGAAGGCGAUAAGAAAUGGCUUGUCGGAAAGAUUCAGACUCUCUUCGAAUACCGCUCCAGAGCUUGUCACCAGGCUCCCAAUAUCUUGAAGAUCGUCAUUCUCAGCGGUGGGAUUGAAGGCGUUCGAGGUUCUCAUUACAUGAACUUGGACCAAUCUUCAGGUAGGGGGCUGCGGGCCUUGAAUCCUGGUCUCGACUACAGUCCGAUAUAUCUCGGUGAGCAUCAAGACGACGUUUGGCUGGUUAUCAAGGCUAGGCUUGAAAAUCAUCCGAAGGUCGAAAAGUUCAACAAACACUUUUGGCGUGACUUGGGACGCGAACUCUAUAAACGCUCCGAAGGACUCUUCUCAUGGGUUGGCUUCAUGCUUGACGAGAUCGCAUCGAAGAAAUCAGAGUCAGAGAUUUGGAAGACGCUGGAAAAAGCGCCACGUGGUCUUCGUCCAGUUUACUCACGUCUUCUCUCACAGAUAGGCGAUGAAUCCCGCCUAGAGAUCAGCAAUGCUCUCUUUCCCGACAAAAAACACCGCAAAAGGGCUGACGAUGCCUGUGAAAGGAUUCGGGAUCUAGUCACGGAUUCUUAUCCACUGAUGAGAUUCACAAAGAAUAAGGAUUGGAUGUUUCGUCCGAAAAACAACGACAACACCUACAUCGUCCUGUAUCAUCGGUCAUUGGCGGAUCAUCUUCUGGAGAUCGACGUCCACGACGCUGACUUGAAUCCCAAGAUCAGAAAUUUUCACAUCACACCAGAGAAAACACACUACGAAAUUGCCAAAAGAUGUCUCGAUAAUCUCCACGCUUGGUAUGAGCGCACCGAUGACGUUCACCACGGCUCCGAAUUCAACUGGGAACAUGAAGCCAAUGAACCCAGUUUUACGAUGCUGUGUGGCGAGGAGUCUCUGAAGUUUAUCAAGCCGAGACAUGCUUUCUUCGAAGAUGAGUCAACUUUCCGUACUGCUUGGUGGCUCGAGUAUGAUUCUGAGGGGAUUUUCAAAGACCGCAAGAGGAUAAAGGACCAUCAGGGUUUCAUGCUUGGCGCUUUGCACAUUUGUUCAGCCUUGGGCUUGCUCCCCAUGAUCCGCACGCUUUUGGAAGAAAACCUUAACGUUCAAUACCAUGUCAAUGAUCACCAACCGGGCUCGCGUACGGCUCUCGCCUAUGCUACCCAAUAUGGCCAGAGCGAGGCUGCCGAGUUGCUCGUUCGCAAUGGCGCUAGCCUCGUGAAUGAUGGUCAAGAGAGAAUUCCACACCUCACGGUCGAAUGCCCGCUCGUCAAUACCUUCAGACAUGGCAAUGAGCGGUUGGCUAGACUUUUUCUCAAUCAAGCCUGUGCCGAGAUGAAAGAUUCCCAAAAAGACAGACGUCUAGCAAGCUUCAACCUGAUCUGUGAGGCUACAAACGAAGAGUUCGUGAUGAUGGUCUUAGAAACCAUGAAUACUGAAGACAUCAGCAUCGAAUUCGGGCACAUUUUGUCCGAGGCGCUCGGCUGGAGACUGCACCAGAUCGGAAAGCUCAGGUGGCUUUGCCAUCGCAUCCGGAGCAAUCAGAACUAUUCUUGCAAGGUUUGGCGCAAAAACGAUACUGAACCUGGGACUUUUCUCAAGGUCGUCUGUUUUGCUUUGAAACAUCCCGGUCUUGUAGAAGAGCCCGUCACUAUUGUGAAGAGAUUCCUUCUUGACGGCGUUGAUGUCAACGAGGCCACUUCAUGCGGGUGGACAGCUCUGCAUCUUGUUGCCGCGCUUGGCAAAGACCAAUGGUGGGCAGUGGAAUUGACGCAGGAUUUGCUCGCUCGUGGCGCCCUAGUCAAUGCAGUCAUCGAGAAAGGCAGGCGUUGCGGCUGCAGGUUCUGUAAGUUCCUGAAUCGCCACUCUCAUGAAUCCCAAACCGCGACAAAGUGGCGGUAUAGUCUCAGCCCCUCAACAGAAGCUAUUGGCACCCUCGGCUUCGAAGCGGAAGCGGCAAAGUGGCGAUGA